CAACAAUGCACCAUUAGUGACUUGUUCCACAUGCACCGUGGAUUUUUGCAGAGUGCUGGAUACGGAGGCACAAGCGGUGAACCAGAACAUUUGACAAAUUUACGGGUUGCUUUGGAGAAAGAGGAGGAGCAGCUACGACAUCUCCGACAGCAGCGCUUGCAGCUGGAGAGUUCCAAGGCACAACAACCUCCUUUUGCUCCAGAUUUGCCUUGCGAUGCUCCAGAUGACAUGGCCAUGAAGGCCUUGGCCGAGCAUGAGGAGCCUCCUCCGGCCAUGCUACAUCGGCUUGGUGUGGCAGUCAUGCUGCUUCUUGAGGCACCAUUCUUGGUGGAUUUGGGGGAUCAUCCGCUGCCAUCGCGGGUUCCAUGGCGAAACCUGCAAGUUCUCCUGCGCAAGGAGAAGGUGACCAUUCCAAACAAGGAUGAACAUUCGCAAAUGAAGGAAAUCCUUGCAGCUUUGCAAAAAGGGCCUUUCAACCAGCGCCUUGCUCUCCAUUUGAAGAGAAUACUUGGCGGUGAUCCCCCAGUGACGCGGUCCGAAGUUCUGGAACUUGAUCCAAAAUGUGUCGUUCUCUUCGACUGGGUCACGAAUUUGGUAGCGCCUCUUCUUGGUGGGAGCCAAGCCCCCGAAAUUUUGGAAGUCCCAGAACUCCCAGAGCAACGAGAAAGUGCUUCUGUGGCUGUGGGAGAACAAGAGAAGAAGGUGGCCCAGCUACGCCGGAAGUUACGUGAAACAAUUCGUUCCCAGCAAGCUGCUGCUGAGUUCGCAGCGCAGAACAAGCCUGGAAAUGUUGAGAUGGACACCCAGUGUGUAGACCCGGUACGCAAUGGGCACAGCAACGGCCAAGGUCGCCAAGGUGGGGCCGAGGAAAACGAGGUGCUUGGAAAGAAGGUCUCCAAGAGGGAACUUCUGGAGUUGGAGGUCACAGGGCAGAAAUCUCUCCAAUACCGUUUGGAAGAGGUCACAAUUCCUUCUACCCAGGAGGCCAUACUGCAAUCUCUGGUUAAGAUCUUGAUGGAACCGCGAGGAAUGCAUCGGCAUUUGGAGGUUGUUGGUCAUUGUGAGGACCGCGAGUCUGAUGACGUGGCCCAACGCCGUGCAGAGGCUGCUACUCAGUGGCUACUUGAGGCGGGUAUCCCUGCCGAGCGGAUGACGGUUUCCUGGGAGGUGGGUGGUCCAGCCCUCUGUCGUCGCACGGACUUUCGAUUGCUGGACAAAGCCGGCAGCGAGCUGGAAAUGCGGCAGAAAGCAGAGGAACUGAUGAGGCGUCUUUUUACAGGUCAGCUGAGUCAGCCAGAUCAACCAGAGAAUGGACACCAUCAACCUUCCAACAUUUCCAACAGCCUCGAAGACUCUUCUGACCGCGAUCUCUCGAAGUCUGGAGAAGCUGAUGUGAAGGUACCGGCUGGUCCAGCAGAGGUCCAUGCCGACGAAGUGGAAAAACAGAAGGGGUCUCCAACAGUGAGCUUGGAAGUAUCUGGAGAACAGGUACGUUUGGUCUUCAAGAAGGAGGGGCUCUCGCCCCAAGAUGCACUCCUGGACGUGGGCGCAAAGGUGGUGCGACUUGCAAGCUUGUCCGGUAGCUGGCCACAGAAGGAGGUCACCUUGCCCUUUGACGUCCAGCCAGAAGAGCCAGCAGCCAAGUUCUCGCGUAGAGCAGGCACUUUGACACUUACGCUGGCAGCUGCGAAGUGAAAAG
Messenger RNA from Cladocopium goreaui, 1699 nucleotides. Lineage: Eukaryota; Dinophyceae; Suessiales; Symbiodiniaceae. The record is from the annotation of a GenBank genome assembly.